Molecule: messenger RNA, 1161 nt
Organism: Lindgomyces ingoldianus
Lineage: Eukaryota; Fungi; Ascomycota; Dothideomycetes; Pleosporales; Lindgomycetaceae
Exons: 3
Coding region: 260-934 (224 amino acids)
Biological process (GO): protein targeting to ER
Cellular component (GO): membrane; signal peptidase complex
Source: RefSeq, a predicted model, not a curated record
GAGGCUAGCGGAAGGAGGAUAGCAGAGAGGAAGAAGGGUAGCAGAGGGGAGGGAGAGCGAUGGGGCAGUGUUGGAGUUGAUGAUGAAAGCUCCCGGAGCCUCAGUGGCGGAAUUCCCUGUGCAGGGAUCUCCCGCUACGCCGUCAGGACACCUUUCCAAACCCACCAAGAGCUCCGCCAGACAAACACACCUCCCCGAGCUGCAAGCUCAACACAACCCGCUGCUGUUCUGCCAUUGACUCCUCUCUGCACAACCCACCAUGUCGGCAACCACCAAGGUCGCCGUCCAUUCGCUCUCUGACCUCAAGAACACCACCGACGAUGCGCUCCCCAACUACCUCCAUUCCCUCAAGUUCAAGCAGAUCCACACGCAGACUGACGUUCGAUUGGUGCUUGGCUACUCCGCCGUCGCCAUUUCCGGUGCACUCUUCUACUUCGACUGGAAAUUUGGUUGGGAUGCCACGAAGCCAUUUACAGCGCCGGCGGUAGCUGCCUAUUUCAUUCUGAACUCCAUCUUCACUUACUGGAUAUGGUUUGUCGAGGCUGGCUGUGUAUUUGAGGGGGAGGGGAAGACUGGCAAGAUAAGAAUCGCCUCCCGGACCAAGAAGCACAUCCCCAUCUACUACUGCGAUGUCACCUUUACCCCCGCCCCCUAUGCCUCGAACCCGCAACAGAAACUUCGCAUUCGCGCCCCCUUCACCCGCUGGUUCACAUCAGAUGGCUACUUUGUCGCCAAGCCAUUCCAGCAAUGGCUCGCCUCCGAGGUCCCUGUCGUCGGCACCGCAGAUCCAAAAAAUGUCAUCGAGGAGAUUGGCCGGGGGAGCGAGACAGAGAGGGCAGUCAAUGUGUCAGGGAACAACGUCAUUGGUGUUCUGGAGCAGCUGAAGGCAGGAGUGAAGCCCACGGGCGGAACCAGCAAGAGGAGGAAGGCCUAAAGCGCCACUUGCGAGUACGAACAUGCCUUCGCGCUGUCGCUCGCUAGUUCACAGGUCCUGGUGUUCUCGGUUUGCAUGCCGACACGACUUGUUCGGUCUCAUGAGAUAUCGCAGGCGGCUUUAACUUUGGGUCGUGAACAUGGGGUGGGAAAAGUAACUGAAUAAAAGAUAUCCUAUAUUUCUUGUCAAACGAACGAGCGUCUGAACAAACCAUUGCCCAUUCUGGG